UCUCCCUUUUGAUCUGGUGAUGGAAAGCAUUGGCAGAUCCAUUGAUGGAUCAGAAGCGUCGUUUCCAGCAGCGUCUGAGCACUUGUGUGGCGAACCUGGAGGCGCACUCGCCGGCUCUGGCGAAAGAUCCCGACGAGAUAGCCCGUCGGCUGCAGGAGAGCUAUCCCGACUACAAGCGGAAGAAGGUGGGAGCCCUCAAGCAGUGGGUCAAGGACGCUAUGGCAACAACAGCCACAGCACGUACUGCUGCUGACGGUGGUGGUGGCAAGAAGGACACGCACGCCGACAACAACUCAUCACUGACACCGGUAGGCACACAUGCAUUCGAUGGGUGAAGAAUGAAAGAAAACUCACUCUCAUUUGUGUGUGUGUGUGCGUGUGUGUGUGUCUGUGUGUGUCAGGCCAACCCAGUUGUGUCGACGGCGUCCAACAACGACCAGAUGACCGUCGACCUGACCCACGACAAGCCCCCCUCCCCCUCCCCAUCCAACAGCAGCGGCCUCAUCAACUCAUCCCUACGCACACUCUACCAGCAGCCACAGCCACAGCCAAAGCAAGACGACACACAAGACGGCUCCAAGCCCCAGCAGCCGCCCGCCAAAAAGGCGCGUGUGGGCGAUGGGAGCGAGGGCGAGAGGCGGAAGGACAGACGAGGUCGGCGGAGAGAGAUGGAUGGCGCGAUGAUGGGAUCGUCGGACCGGUCGUUUGCCGCGCCCAUCCCUGACGUGACGCUGCAGGAUAUGGGCGGAAUCGACAAGUAGGUGCCGUCAGCAACGCACAAGACAAAGACAGAGGUCAGACGUCCAUCUGUGUGUGGAUCAGAGUGCUGGAGUUGAUCCGUGAGCUGGUCAUCUACCCCCUGGUGCAUCCGGAGGUGUUCCGCCACCUGGGGGUGCAGCCAGCCACCGGUGUGCUGCUCCACGGCCCGCCCGGCUCGGGCAAGACGCAGCUCGCCAACGCCAUCGCCGGCACGGCAAAGGUGCCCUUCUUCAAACUUGCCGCCACAGAGAUCGUCUCGGGCAUGUCUGGUGAGCAUGCAGUCGUCUCUAGCCCCCAAGUACAUUCAUUUGUGUGUGUGUAUGUGUGUGUGCAGGUGAGUCGGAGGCGUUGGUGAGGAGUUUGUUUGAGGCUGCCCGUGCGUCGGCGCCCUCCCUGGUGUUCAUCGACGAGAUCGACGCUGUGUGUCCGAAGCGGGAGAACGCCGCUAGAGAGAUGGAGAAGAGGAUCGUGGCGCAGAUACUCAGCUCGCUUGACGAACUGGUGUGUAUAGGCAAAUCCAUGUCCUGGUCCCACCAUCGUGUUUUCUCUAUUUGUCUCUCUCUCUCUGUGUGAGUGUGACUGUGCAGGGUGGGUCGUUUGUGAUAGUGUUGGGCGCGACGAACCGCCCAGACGCCCUCGAUCCAGCUCUGAGGAGGGCGGGAAGGCAAGCAUGAAUACAUUCCAUGGAUGGCGACCCCCCUCCCACAGACAGGCUCAUGGUUGAUGUCUGUUUCCAUAUGUGUGUGAUAGGUUCGAUCGCGAGAUAGCCAUGGGCAUCCCAGACGAAACGGCGCGCGGACGGAUACUACAAGUAUGCCAACACACCCUUGAUGCCAUUCGUUCAUCGGCCUUCCUCUGUCGUGUGUGUGGCGUGUGUGUCAGGUGUUGAGUCGUGGGCUGCGUCUGGCGGGCGAUGUGGACUUCACGAGGCUGGCACGGCUCACGCCGGGAUUUGUGGGCGCCGACCUGUCAGCAGGUGGGCGGAGAGGGACCAAUGAACGGCUGGCUGGGAGGGAAGACGGCGUCUGUGUGUCUGUGUGGUGUGUGUAUCAGUGAUGAAGGAGGCGGCUCUAUUUGCCAUCAAGCGUGUGUUCAGCCAGCUGGACCCCAACAAGCCCACAUACAGCCAGGACGAGCUCAGCUCACUCGCCAUCCAGGAACAGGACUUCGAGCACGCGAUAGAGUGCGUGCAGCCGUCCGCCAGACGGGAGGGAUUCACCACCAUCCCCAACAUUACAUGGGAACAAGUCGGCGGACUCCAAGCGCUCAAAAAGGUAACAAUCCCCCGGCCGCCGCCGCCGCUUUCCCAAUCACAUGCACUCUCAUUCUCUCUCUGUGUGUAUGUGUGUGUAUAUGUGUUUGUGUGUGUGUCCAGGAGCUCACCCUCUCCAUCUGCGAGCCCAUCCGCCGGCCAGAGAUCUUCCACCGGCUCGGUCUCGACAUCCCCGCAGGCGUGCUGCUGCACGGGCCCCCCGGCUGCGGCAAGACACUGUUGGCCAAGGCGGUGGCCAAGGAGAGCGGGGCCAACCUGAUCGCCAUCAAGGGCCCCGAGCUGCUCAACAAGUAUGUGGGCGAGAGCGAGAAGGCUGUGCGUGAGGUGUUCCAGCGGGCGAGGGUGUCGGCGCCGUGCAUCAUCUUCUUCGACGAGCUGGACUCGCUGUGCCCCAAGAGAUCGGCUGAAGGUCGGUGGCUGGGAUGGAUGGAUGGAUAGACCGUUCUGUGUGUGUGGUGACAGGCACGUCUGCGAGCGAGAGGGUGGUGAAUCAGCUGCUCACAGAGAUGGACGGCAUCCUGGUGUGUAUGUAUCCUGUGGAGACGAUACGCGAACCUACACCACAUCCACCUUCCCGCUCUCUCCCUCUCUCCCUCUCUCGUGCGUGUGUAGGAACGUCGUGAGGUGUACGUCAUCGCAGCCACCAAUCGUGCCGACCUCAUCGACCCAGCCAUGCUUAGACCAGGACGGCUGGACAAGUAACCAACUAACCGACAUUCGCAGACACACAUUAAGGGUCCUAAUUGCGCUCCCUCCCCUCUGCCUCAGGAUCUUGUACGUGCCUCUGCCCGACAUCCACGGCCGCGAGGACAUUUUGCGGCGGCUGGCCAUCAAAACCCCCUGGGCAUCUGACGUCACACUCGACAAAAUCGCUCACCAAACUGACGGGUCAGUCAGCCACGCACCUAAAACGCCAUUCCUUAUGUGCACGCGCGUGUGUGUGUGCGUGCAGGUACAGCGGUGCCGACCUGCAGGCGGUCAUUCGCGAGGCCACCCUGGCAGCGCUCGAGCAGUGGUCGGCGGACACAGACAGAGAGGGUCAGGGGCAGGAGGGUCGGGAGGGGGGUGAGAUCGAGAUAGGUUGGCCGGCCAUCGAGAGGGCUCUGGCCAAGGUGAAGCCCUCGGUGUCUGCGGCGCAGCAGGUGUUCUACAAGGAGGCCGGCGGCGGGGCAGCAGGCGGACAAAGGAGUUGACAGACAGACAGACAGACAGACAGACAGACAGAAGGCCGGACAGAUAGACAGACAGACAGACAGACCAACGGACAGAUCCUCUUAUCCGUUUCGGUUUUUGUGUCUUCUUGACCGAGAUUCAUGCUGCCAUAUUUUGUAUGUGUACAGUCAGUCAAUGCCGUCCGUCCUACUAUUGUUGCUCACGGUAUGAAUGCUAUCCAUUCACCUGUCCCCACAGCAACUCAGCACAUUCCUUCUCUAAGUUCAGACGUUCGUAGAUUUCGCUGCUAGUUGUUGUGUCGGUGGAUGGGGUCUGCUCAGACACAGAGAGACGCUCGUGUUCGUUCCCGUGCGUUGAAGGCUUUGGAUGCGUCUUGAUGUUCGGACAGGGGUGUUGAUAAUUAAUCGCAC
Vitrella brassicaformis is the source of this 3615-nucleotide messenger RNA. NCBI's taxonomy places the organism in Eukaryota, Vitrellaceae. The record is from the annotation of a GenBank genome assembly.